This is a messenger RNA of Neoarius graeffei (lesser salmon catfish), 1656 nucleotides long. It is a transcript of the gene mpped2, whose product is annotated as metallophosphoesterase domain containing 2b. The transcript has 7 exons. The record is from RefSeq and is a predicted model, not a curated record. Gene Ontology annotation, molecular function: hydrolase activity. The coding region runs from base 360 to 1265 and encodes 301 amino acids. Lineage: Eukaryota; Metazoa; Chordata; Actinopteri; Siluriformes; Ariidae.
GCUUCACUGGUGUCUGAAAAUCAACCGUGCUUGGGUUGGCCACAGCUCCUGUGCUCUUUUGGCCCUUUCGGCCUUCCAUAACCCAGGCUACUGCUCCGUCUCCCUCCUUCCUCGUCUGUCUGUCGCAUUUCAGCCGGAGGAGCCUCGGGGUCGAAGGUUCUGCCCUGCUCGCCUCGACCUCCACCUCUGCACGGCUCAGAAAUAUCCGAUUAUUCGAUUACGGCCGCGUCGGACACUUGAGCGGAGGAUCGUGGCGUGUUUGGAGCUGACGGGAGAAAAGGUGCCGAUUUUGGGCGGCGGGCAUUGAGUGAUGCCCGCUGCGUGGCGCGUUGAUCCUGUUGCCCCCCGCUGACCUGCCCAUGACCCCAGGAAGCGGCGUUAUGGCGCGCCGUGGCUCCUCCCACUCGAAGGUGACCAUCACGGUAGACGAGUACAGCUCGAACCCCACGCAGGCCUUCACACACUACAACAUCAACCAGAGCCGCUUCCAGCCUCCUCACGUGCACAUGGUGGAACCCAUUCCGUACGACGCCCCUAAACCAGCAGGUCACACGCGUUUCGUGUGCGUAUCUGACACACACUCGAGGACAGAUGGCAUCCAGAUGCCGUACGGCGACGUGCUGCUCCACACGGGUGACUUCACUGAACUCGGCCUCCCGUCUGAGGUGAAGAAAUUUAACGACUGGUUAGGAAGUCUGCCCUACGAGUAUAAAGUGGUCAUCGCUGGGAACCACGAGCUGACGUUCGACAAGGACUUCAUGGCCGACCUGGUCAAGCAGGACUACUACCGCUUCCCGUCGGUGUCCAAGCUGCGGCCCGAGGACUUUGAUAACGUUCAGUCUCUGCUCACGAACUGCAUCUACCUGCAGGACUCCGAGGUCACGAUCAAAGGCUUCAGGAUAUACGGGACCCCGUGGACGCCCUGGUUUAAUGGAUGGGGCUUUAACUUGCCUCGUGGUCAGUCUCUGCUGGACAAGUGGAACCAGAUCCCUGAGGACAUCGACAUCCUCAUGACUCACGGUCCUCCUCUGGGGUUCAGAGACUGGGUGCCGAAGGAGCUCCAGAGAGUGGGCUGUGUGGAGUUACUCAACACGGUACAGAGACGGGUCCGGCCCAAACUCCACGUCUACGGCGGGAUCCAUGAAGGUUAUGGUCUCAUGACAGACGGAUAUACAACCUUCAUCAACUCGUCUACAUGUACAGUCAGUUUCCAGCCCACCAAUCCACCCAUCGUAUUCGACCUUCCCACCCCAGGAAGCUCGUGAAAUUUCCCCUCCCCUUUUUUUUCUACUCUCCGACUCUUCUUAUCUUGAAAGUAAUGGUCUUUUGUACUGCUUGUAUUUAAAAAAAAAAUGAAUGCAUGGAUAUGUAAUAUUUUUUAAAAAAAGAUGAUACCAUUUAAAUAAUGAUUUGCUGGAAGAAAAAAAAAGAAGAAAAAUGGUGAACUCACGAAUUCAUAUUUAUGCUUCAUUUGUAUUGGUUGCCUUGUUAAAUUUGUUUUCGUCUGUUUCGAAAGUGCAUUAUAAAGGUACCAGAAGAGGCUCAGCAAUACGUCGUUUUACAGCAGGACGAAAAAUUUCAGUCCUUUUUUUUUUUUAAACAAGCUGAAAUAAGGCUGAUUUGAGGAUUUUAAAGGAACAGUCCACCGUACUUCCA